Messenger RNA from Mesorhabditis spiculigera, 600 nucleotides. The record is from the annotation of a GenBank genome assembly. NCBI's taxonomy places the organism in Eukaryota, Metazoa, Nematoda, Chromadorea, Rhabditida, Rhabditidae.
AUGAACCUGACUUCCACGGCCACACCGGUGAUUUCUGGAAAAAAAUCGACUCCGGAGAGGAGCGCUGAGGAAAAGGAUGAAGCCCAGAAACUUAUCCAAAACGCGCUAUCCGAGAUGAAGAAGUCGAGAGCAAGGAGAGAAUCGGUAGAAGACCAGGGACGAAUCUCGACGCCGCCUGGCGAGAUGAAUCCUGCCGAUAUUGAAACUAUGGCAAAAAUUAGGGGACAUCCGAUGUUUCCGGUUUUAAAGCUAUUCACCGAAAAGGUCGAGUCCGCUACCCUCCUAAAGAAACGGGUGAAUCACGAGACGCUGAUCGGGGUGAUAAAUGAGAGUGACGAGGAGGCGUCAACGUCGGAUGGGGAGUCGAACUCGCGAUCCUCCCUACGCGACCAUCCAGCGAACACCACCGUAGCCAUGAUGAAUACUCCACAUGGGACCCUGUCGAUCCCUUUGACAUUGCCGCCAAUCAACCAUCACCUAGCGGCAGACUCUUACGACUUGGGAUCGCCGGCCGGAAAGAGAACCCGGUUCGACUUCAACUCGAUUGGCUCGCACUCGUCUUCAGGAUUUAUGGAACGGCUUGGGUCAUCAAGGGACUUG